Sparassis crispa is the source of this 2739-nucleotide messenger RNA. RefSeq lists its product as hypothetical. Lineage: Eukaryota; Fungi; Basidiomycota; Agaricomycetes; Polyporales; Sparassidaceae. The transcript is spliced from 10 exons. The coding region runs from base 1 to 2739 and encodes 912 amino acids. The record is from RefSeq and is a predicted model, not a curated record.
AUGUCGUCUCCUCCUGCGAGAACCAUCUCGCCUGAGCCUACGAGAACCGCGUCGCCUUCGAGGUCCUUUCGUUCCCGUGUGGGAACGAUCAUGCGACGUACUUCCUCUGGGCUUGCGUUUACUAAAGCUGGUUCUCUGUCACGAUCCGCAUCCAAGAGUUCCUUGAAGGUGGACGCAGCGCAGGCGUCGUCGUCCACCCACGACCUCCACUCUGCGCCGAGUCCCGUCAUGGAGUCUCCCGCCCGCGAGGCCGCGGCGGAGAGCGAAGUGAUCACACAUCCUCCAGUAGGCCCUUCUCCACUAUCCAACUCGACCACGGCUCCCGCGGAGCCUACCCCGCAACCAAGCCCUGGGCCCGCCGAACAGGCUCUUGCAGGAGAACCUAAAGAGGUUCCGGUCCUUGCACCUGCACCUGCGCCUGCCCCCGCAGAAACUGUGGAGCAGCCUGAGAGUGCUGCACCAGAGAGCGAUGCAGAGCUGGUUGCGGCACACGAGAUUGAGAUACCUCACGUGGAGAGUCCCGAAAAUCUAUCCGUUGCUUUGGUGCCGUCACCUGCGCUGGUCUUCGUGGAACUUUCCAGUAUUCCGGAGCCUCAGCCUGCCACCGAGCCGAUUUCUGCGUCUCGGUCUAUCGUAGAGGAACGACGUCCUGACUACUUCUCAUGGACCGACGGGCACACCUUGGAUCCGAAUUGGUCAGCGUCUGACAUUGAGGUACACGCGUCGACUGUUCCUGUCCAGGUUACUCCAUCCAGUGGUGCGCCUACCACUGGCGUCUCAUCUGAGACUAUUCGUGCUGCUCAGACUGAUGCUGAAGCAUUCGCAUGGCACGACGAACCCGCCGUGGUGGUAGCGAAGGAAUCAAUGUCUUCUCUCAGUGCGAAGGGCUCCGUUGAGGAACACUCAGUACCACGGUCUGGCCGCAUCUCAUCCAGGGCUAGCAAGUCCUCUAUGGCAUCUUCGUACGGGCAAGUUCUCAACACAGUAGGAAGGCGUACAUCCGUGAAUUUUAAUGGAGGCCGUGGUCGUAGUUCCAGUAUUCGCAUGCCAGUUGAAGAGCCGUACUCCAAUCCUUUCGCUGAUCCUCCGUCGCAAGCUGGCCCAACACUUCCUUCCGCGGAACCUCCGUUGCAAGCUGUCUCAAAACCACCGUCACUCUCUCCCGUCGAGAGUGUACCAGACAAGGCUCAAGUCGUGGUAGCACAUUCACGUAAAGAACCGUCCUAUGCGGAGUUUCCUACCCCAGCUCCGGACUCCUUCCCUCUCCCUCCAGCUCGUGAUGUCAUUGCUUCCAGAUCCUCCCAUACUCCAACAAAGGGCUAUAGCCUUGAUGGAUCGGCAUAUAUGGACCAAAUCCAACACGACACCGACGAAACACGCCCGCUCUUGCCGCGUUCUGUCAGUCCUGCCGUCGUCAAAGCUCCUUACCAGGGCGCACCUGACCCUAGUGGCGUACCAUUCCCAACGAUUGUACAGCUUUCUGGUCCCGCUGCGAGAUAUUCCUAUGAAAGACUCGGCUGGAGCGAAUACGCGCUUCCCGAUAGUACGGUGUACUACGCCAAUUCGGGGAUGCACGUCACAACAGACAUCGACCUGCGCAACGCAAAGAAGUUCAAGGCGGUAGCCGACUACGUUGCCCAGAAGUCUUCUGACGAAUACGGGCUUGCUCCGCCGGGUUGGGAGCUGUGGCUGAGGGAUGCAGGCCUUUUGAAAAAGGACUUCAUGACGGUGAGGAAUUGGGUCAAUCACAAGGCACGCGUCGUGUCAACCGUGCCGCCCCAUGAUGUGUCGUUCGACAACAUCACGGAUGAUGACAGAUUGGAUAUGGAGUAUCGGUAUUGGGUCUUCCUCGAGGGACAUCCAGCUCAUGCUCCGCUUCCUGCUGAAGCUCGUGCGGAAGCCAUGGAUGCCUUGUCUUGGUCAUAUACAGAUUUUCUUCUUCCGUCGCAAAAACCAGUACCUCCACCAUUCUCACCACAAGAGUGUCAAGAACUUAUGAGGCUUCUACGGUCGUCAGAAGAAGGUUCCACAGGUGGAUCUCUCGUUCACACACGCAUCGUCGCUCGAGUGCUACUACGGAAAGUACAAUGGCGUCAGCAUUAUUUCCGUCCACAUAGGCCUCUUCCCCAUGACACGAACAGACAAUCAGCCCUUCCUACACCUCACAGACCUUUCGGUCGGACGAUAGUUGAUUUCUUCGUAUCGUGCCUCUGUUUAGGUAUCCCUUACCUCUUCUUGAACCGCUCGCAUCACCAACGAAUAGACGAAGAGAGCGGUACGCGGAGUGCUGGGUCGAUGCUCAUGGUCGAUGCAUGUGCUUGUCUAGUGGCUGCCGUCAUUUUGAGUGCCUCUGUGACGUUCAUCUCGUUGCCAGGCCUGGACGAUGUUGCGAGACUGGCUGGUCUAAUCGCAAUCUUGUUCUCAGCCUCAAGCAUGAUAUCAACUGUGAUCGCGCUGUUCCGUUACAAGGCGGAGAGAACAGUAGUCUAUGUUGGAGGUGAAGGUCUCAUGAUGUUGUCGACGCGCAGCAUCAUCAUGUCGCUGCCGCUCGUUUUCUUAGCGUGGGCAAUAGCAGCCUUUAUGACAGGCAUCACAUUCUAUUCCUUCCGUGGAGCCACUCUCACAGGACGAAUGGUCAUCAGACAUCCUUUCGAGGCAUAUACGCACUGGGCGGUGGUGGGAACGCUAGGGGGGUUGGGUGGGGUGUUGCUUAUGUGCGCUCUGCUGGCGCGCCGUUGA